AGACGGCGGUUAGUCCAGCUCUGAGAGGAGCCGAGUUAGCUGCCGUCCAACCGUGCCCGCCGAGUCAGUGAAUUGAAGCACGACGGCAAACAGUGGCACGUGACAUAUCGCACCAAAUUACGAUCGCGGGGCGGUUUUACAUUGCCAGCCAUGGGAGACUUUCUGCGACUCUUGGGGAUGUCCUCCGACGACAACCGUGUGGACGAAGCGACCGGACUGACUGGGAAACAGAAGAGAUUAGUGCAGAACACGUGGGCGGUGAUCAGAAAGGAUGAAGUGCGCUCCGGGAUCGCUGUGAUGAGCGCAUUCUUCACCAAAUACCCGGAGUAUCAGCAAUACUUCGCGUCGUUCAAGGACAUCCCAGUAACCGAACUGCCGGCUAACAAAAGGUUUCAGGCUCAUUGUGCCAGCGUAAUUACGGCUCUAAACAAUGUCAUCGAUUCCUUGCACGACCCGGGAUUAAUGAAGGCUAGCCUAAUCGGCUUGGCGGAACGACAUAAAAGCCGCGGACAGAAGAAGGAACACUUUCAGAACUUGAAGGAGGUGGUGCUGGAGGUUCUUCGUCAAGCACUCGGGAAACAAUUCACACCGGAAGUGGCCGUGGCGUGGAGCAAAACCUUGGAAGGAGCGUUCUCAAUAAUAUACGAAGUGGUGGAAGUUUAAAAAUGGUUUAAGCGUUCUAUUUUACAUGUUUCGUACAGCUGUAACGCGUCGAAUCGGGAUGAAGGAGCGUCUCUAUCCCUGCUGAACGCGGUUCGCAUACUUUCCGACACCUGUUUUAAACAAUUAAGAGGACUAGUGCAGCGUUUUCAACAAAUAUUCAUUUCCGCCAUCAUUUUGAGAAAACCUACGUGCUCGAAAAAUGGUACAUUGUAAAAAGGAUUCCGGUCUUUCGCGAUUUUGUCUCCCGCGUUAGUCCUCUUAAUUUAUGGUGAUACCGAUUUGUCGCGGUAAAUUAGGCUAACGGACGUCGAUCGCGCAAUCGCACGUCGCUACUGUUAUUAUAAAAAUGUAACACAUUUUGUAAUUUUUACUGUUAUGAUUUCCAUGAAUUUUUCUCGGAAAAUGCCGAACGUCGUCGUUCCAUCAAUUUUAUAUCGAUUUAUUAUUAUGUACUUAUGAAUAACGGUAAUUCUUUUAAAUAAUCGUUAGGCUUAGGAUAGUGGUUUUUAAAAUGUGAAUAAACUAUCUUUUACUUGUGAGGAAAGGUACGCAGGAUA
Messenger RNA from Megalopta genalis, 1220 nucleotides. RefSeq names its product cytoglobin-2. Gene Ontology annotation, molecular function: oxygen binding; heme binding. Lineage: Eukaryota; Metazoa; Arthropoda; Insecta; Hymenoptera; Halictidae. Gene Ontology annotation, cellular component: extracellular region; hemoglobin complex. Gene Ontology annotation, biological process: oxygen transport. The record is from RefSeq and is a predicted model, not a curated record.